AUGCACGGUGUGUCGAAAGCGACAGUUUGCCGCAUCAUAAAAAAUGUUGUAAAUGCAAUUAAUGAAAACUUAUUGAUUGACACCGUUCGCUGGCCAGAAGAUGUAGGAGAAACAAUCAAUGCAUUCAGUAAUAUCGCUGGCAUGCCUCUUACUUGUGGUGUAGUUGAUGGGACUUUAAUAAAAAUAGAUGCUCCUUCAAUCGACGAACCAGUUUUUGUUGACAGAAAGGGACAUCAUUCCAUAAACGUUUUACUAAUUUGUGGACCUAACCUGGAGUUUUACUACGUAAAUGCUAACUGGCCAGGUAGUGUUAGCGAUGCUCGUGUUCUGAGAAAUAGCUUCAUAAGUGACAGAAUUGAAGAAGGUUGGCGUCCCUUUCCAGGCGCUGUGUUGCUUGGGGAUUCUAUCUAUCCGCUCAAGUCCUGGUUAAUACCACCCGCUCUUCAAAACGCUGGUGACCCUGCACAAACUCGUUUCCUAAGAGCACACAAGAAAACUAGAAGGGUAGUGGAAUGUGCAAUCGGUAGGUUAAGGGAAAAAUUUCCUUGUCUUAACUACUUGCGAGUAAAUCCUGUCUAUGCAUGCAACAUAAUCAAAUGUGCUGUUGCUCUUUCUAACUUGGCAAUGAUCGAGAGAUUUGUCCUUAAUAACGACGAAGACGAUGCUCAUGUAGUUGAGGGGGUAGAAGAGUACGCGGAAGGAGCGGAAGAAAAAUUACACUUCUUCUACAACCACUUCAGAAAUUAG
Molecule: messenger RNA, 747 nt
Organism: Macrosteles quadrilineatus (aster leafhopper)
Lineage: Eukaryota; Metazoa; Arthropoda; Insecta; Hemiptera; Cicadellidae
Product: putative nuclease HARBI1
Exons: 1
Coding region: 1-747 (248 amino acids)
Source: RefSeq, a predicted model, not a curated record